UCCUCGAGGCUCUGGGACCGGCGGAGGGGCCGCGGCCGGCGGGGGUGGGCGGGGUCGAGGUUGUGGGCGGAGUUGCCUGCAGGGGGCGGGAUCGUGGGCGGGGACGCGCGGGUCCCACCCCGUCCAGGAGGGGCCGGAGUCGCGUGUGACCCGGGCCUUCGGCGGCAGUCCAGAGGGUUUGCCCCAAAAUGAAGCCAGCGCGGGCGGCGGCGUCCGCGGCGGCUUGCGGGGCGCGUGGUCAGCCAGAGACCUGAGGGUCUGGGGGGCUGGGUGCAUCCGGAAGAGGGUCCCCAGGGGCCAGAGGGUCCCGGGGGAGGAUCUCGAAGGCGGGCCCCGGCGGAGGCGGGGCGGGUCCGGAGGAGGGUCCUGGGCUGUCCUCAGCGGGCCUUGAGCCCGCGGCCAUGGCCGGGCCCGCUGACCAGCGGCGGCUGUUCCGUCUGGUGCAGGACGGCCGGCUGUGCACCCUGCGCAGGGAGCUGCGGGCGGCGGGACACGCGGGCUGCGCGGGGCCGGCCGGGGACACCCUCCUGCACUGCGCCGCCCGCCACGGCCGCCGGGACGUCUUGGCCUAUCUGGUCGAGACCUGGGACCUGGACAUCGAAGCCGCCAACCGGGACUACAAGCGGCCUCUGCAUGAGGCUGCCUCCAUGGGCCACCGGGACUGCGUGCGGUACCUGCUGGGCCGGGGGGCCGCGGUCGACUGCCUGAAGAAGGCCGACUGGACUCCUCUGAUGAUGGCCUGCACAAGGAGAAACCUCGAGGUGAUCCGGGAUCUCGUGGAGCACGGCGCCAAUCCACUCCUGAAGAACAAAGACGGCUGGAACAGUUUUCACAUCGCCAGCCGCGAGGGCGACCCUCUGAUCCUCCAGUACCUGCUUGCAGUUUGCCCUUCUGUCUGGAAGACAGACAGCAAGAUCGGGAGGACCCCGCUGCACACGGCAGCAAUGCAUGGCUGUUUAGAGGCAGUAGAGGUGCUUCUUCAGAGGUGCCAGUAUGAACCGGACUUCAGAGACAGGUGUGGCCUCACGCCCUUCAUGGACGCUGUUCAGUGUGGCCACACGGACGUGGCCAGACUGCUCCUCAAAAAGCACAAGGCUUGCGUGUCCGCUGAGGACUCAUUGGGGGCCCAGGCCAUCCACCGGGCCGCAGUCACUGGGCAGGAUGAAGCCAUCCGAUUCCUGGUCUCAGAGCUUGGUGUCGACAUUGAUGCAAGAGCAGGAUCUACCCAUCUCACGGCACUUCACUUCGCAGCUAAGGAAGGUCACGUGAGCACAGUCCAGACACUCUUAUCCUUGGGUGCUGACAUCAACUCCAAGGACGAAAGAAAUCGAUCAGCCAGGGACAGAGACCGGUCACAUGAAGAGUCACGUGGCUCCUCUGGGCAUUGCUGCCCUGGCGAUGCUGUCUUCAGGUGCCCCCAAGCUCACCACUACUGAGUCAGGGCAAGUGCGUAAGAUAAAAGGAAGGAAGCGGACUUUGGCGGCACAGAACUCUGUUUAAAACACAACCCUGCACCUCCCCGUCCAGGAGAAUUCAGACCAAGUGACUCAAUGUUCUCAUCUGUACAAAGGCCAUAAUGCCCACCUGCCAGAAGGGUCUGAGUAUAACACCUGGUACAUUGAAGGCACUAAGGGCUGGCUCUCUGACAUCCUUAUUUGCUUUGUAACCUGUCAUUAAAAGCAUCGCCACUGCUUGUCAUGUAGUGUCGGUUUCCCCCAUUGCAACAGAGAACAGUAUUAUCAAAAUGUCUUGGAUUUUUAAGUGUAAGAGUCCAUCCAGUCCAGUCAAGGCUGAGCAAAGUUCAACAACUUGUCUGCUCUUCAGCCAAGCAUCUGAAAACCCACCUGGCCCCCUGCCCUCUGAAGUCUCGGGCAUGACGCUCCCUGCAUGUCCAGUCAGCCAGACGCGAGCUCUUGAAGGCAUCAGAGUGUAUCACUGCUUCUUUCCAGUAAUCGAGAGAUUUUCUCUCUUUUAAAUAUCAGUGACAAGGACUUCCCUGCUGGUCCAGUGGCUGAGACACCGCAUCCCAAGGCAAGGCGCCCAGAUUCGAUCCCUGGUCAGGGAACUAGAUCCUGUAUUCCG
This is a messenger RNA of Capra hircus (goat), 2082 nucleotides long. RefSeq names its product ankyrin repeat domain 16 (gene ANKRD16). Gene Ontology annotation, molecular function: protein binding. Lineage: Eukaryota; Metazoa; Chordata; Mammalia; Artiodactyla; Bovidae. The coding region runs from base 402 to 1436 and encodes 344 amino acids. The record is from RefSeq and is a predicted model, not a curated record. The transcript has 7 exons.